AUGUUUCUCAGUGUUAUUGGGAAUAUUCAUCGGAGGAAGAAGAUUCUGAUUAAUGUGUUCUACUUCUUUCUGAUCGCCGGACUCCUCGUUCUCGGUGUUUUCACCAUCAAAAAGAACACCUAUUCGUAUUUAGACAGUUGGGAGAUUGCUCAGGAGAUUGCUGAGAAUGCGACGGAAGACGCGAUGAUAAAUGGGUCAAGUAAUAUUGACUUCUCGGUGGUUUUGUGGAAUGCCGACAUGGAAUUGGUCCUUACUGAAAAGACUAUUGACGAUGAACCGAAAAGAGACUUUUUGAUGGUUGUCUGCACUUUUAUUGGUGUUGAUUUCGACGUUCACAACAAAUCCUCCUGGUACAUUGUCAUUUUUUCGCUGGUCGGCUCAUUGCUCUACGGGUGGAAUGUUCUUCGCUUUGUUCUGUGGGCGGAUCAAAAAGUGGAGACAUUUUUGGAUGAUAUGGAAAUUUAUAAACGCUGGGAGAUGUCAAUGAAUUCACUGAUUUUGUGCUGGAUUUGA
This is a messenger RNA of Caenorhabditis remanei, 513 nucleotides long. RefSeq lists its product as uncharacterized. The transcript is spliced from 4 exons. The record is from RefSeq and is a predicted model, not a curated record. Bases 1 to 513 code for a protein of 170 amino acids. Lineage: Eukaryota; Metazoa; Nematoda; Chromadorea; Rhabditida; Rhabditidae.